UGUCGGGCUGUUCACCGGUUCAGGGUGUCGGCGUCGCUUGUUGGGCACCGAGGUGACGGAGCGAAAAGCGGGAGGAGAGAAGUUGGCCCCGCUGCCCAGAGGCGGCUGUGAGGCCCCCUGCGCCCGCAGUUGACGGCGGUGCCCUAGUUCCCGACCCGCUUGCCGCCUCUCCCGGCUCGGUUCUUCCCACCGGCCGGUGACCGAGGCGGCCCUGAUGAGGCCGGCUCAGGGUCCCAUGGCAGUGGCAGAAAUGCUUAUGGACCCUGUACAGGACCGUGUGGUCUUUGAGGACGUGGCUGUGUAUUUCUCCCAGGAGGAGUGGGGCCUCCUUGAUGAAGCUCAGAGACACUUGUACCAUGCUGUGAUGACGGAGAACUUUGCACUUGUGACCUCCCUAGGUUGUUGGCAUGGAGCCCAGUAUGAGGAGGCACCUUCUGAGCAAAGUGUUUCUGUAGGGAUGUCAGAGGUUGGGACUCCAAAGCCAGAUCCAUCCACCAAGAAGGCCCAGCCCUAUGAGAUGUGUGACCCACUGUCCAAAGACCUUUUGCACCUACCUGAGCAUGAUGGAAUGUACCCCGAUGAAGGGCUGUAUAUUUGUGGGGCAAACCUUUUCCAGCACCAGAAGGAGCAGAUUAGAGACAAACUUUCCAGAAGGGAUGAGGGGCAGCCUUCAUUUCUUACCAACAGCAGCAUUCACUCGGCAGAGAGGACCUUGACAUGCAGCAGAGAUGGAAAGGACUUCCCAGGCAGCAUAGGCCUUCUGCAGCAGCUGACCCCUCACAAUGCGGGGAAGCCACAGAGGGACACUGAGUGUGGGGAAGCUUUUGAUAGUAGGCAGAGUGAUUACAGGUGCACUCAGUGUGGGAAAGCCUUCCGUCAAAAACAGAUCCUUGUUGAGCACCAGAAAAUCCACACUGGUGUAAGGCCUUAUGAAUGCAGCAAAUGUGGGAUGGCCUUCAUUAGAAAGUUUCACCUUGUUCAGCACCAGAGAAUCCAUACUGGAGAAAGGCCUUUUCAGUGCAGUGAAUGUGGGAAAUGCUUUAGGUACAACUCCACACUCAUUAGUCAUCAGAGAGUUCACACUGGAUUGAGCCCUUAUGAGUGCAGCAAAUGUGGGGAAUUCUUCAAGUACAAUGCCAACUUCAUGAAACAUCAGAGAAAACACAAUGGAGAAAGGCCUUAUGAGUGCAGAGAAUGUGGAAAAUUCUUUAGGUACAACUAUAGAUUGAUAAGACAUGGAAGAGUUCACAGUGGAGAACGACCUUAUAAGUGCAGCGAAUGUGGGAAAUUUUUCAGGUACAGCUCCACAUUCAUUAGACAUCAGAGAGUUCAUACUUCAGAAAGGCCUUAUAAGUGUAAUGAAUGUGGGAAAUUUUUUAGGUAUAAUUCCACACUCAUUAAACACCAGAGAGUUCACACUGGAGAAAGGCCUUAUGAGUGCACUGAAUGUGGGAAAUUCUUUAGGUACACAUCCACCCUCAUUAGACAUCAAAGAGUUCAUACUGUAGAAAGGCCUUAUGAGUGCAGCUUGUGUGGGGAAUACUUUAAGUACAAGUCCAAACUCAUUAAACAUUGGCAAAAUCACACUGGAGAAAGGCCUUACGAGUGCAGUGAAUGUGGGAAGGCGUUUAGGUACCACUGCAGACUCAUUAGACAUAAGAGAGUUCACAGUGGAGAGAGGCCUUUCAAGUGCAGCGAAUGUGGGAAAUUCUUUCGGUACAACUCCAACCUCAUUAAACAUUGGAGAAAUCACACAGGAGAGAGGCCUUAUGAGUGCAGAGAGUGUGGGAAAGCCUUUAGCCACAAGCAUAUACUUGUUGAGCAUCAGAAAAUCCAUACUGGAGAAAGGCCUUAUGAGUGCAGUAGAUGUCAGAAAGCCUUCAUUAGGAAGUCCCACCUUGUUCAUCACCAGAAAAUCCACACUGAAGACAAUAUGAGUGCUGUGAAUGUGGGGAAUUCUUUAGAUACAACUCCAACCUCAUGAAGCAGAGAAUUCACAGUGGUAAAGGCCUUAUGAAAGGGCCUACUGUAUAUCACAGGGAACUAUAUUCAAUAUCUUGUAAUAACUUAAAAUGGAAAAGAAUCUGGAAAAGAAUUAU
This is a messenger RNA of Physeter macrocephalus (sperm whale), 2099 nucleotides long. RefSeq names its product zinc finger protein 548-like. Gene Ontology annotation, biological process: regulation of transcription by RNA polymerase II. NCBI's taxonomy places the organism in Eukaryota, Metazoa, Chordata, Mammalia, Artiodactyla, Physeteridae. The record is from RefSeq and is a predicted model, not a curated record. The transcript has 4 exons. Gene Ontology annotation, cellular component: nucleus. The coding region runs from base 215 to 1984 and encodes 589 amino acids. Gene Ontology annotation, molecular function: DNA-binding transcription factor activity, RNA polymerase II-specific; RNA polymerase II cis-regulatory region sequence-specific DNA binding.